AGCCACAAGGCAUAUACAUGUAUAUAUAUAUAUACACACACACACAGAGAAAAGCCUAAAAGGAGUAUUACUAGCUAGAUGAGAUUUAUGGAGGAUGAGGAAGCAGCCAAGUCAAGGUUCAGGAGGGUUUGUGUGUUUUGCGGAAGCAGUUCUGGCAAGAGGAAUUGCUACAGAGAUGCUGCUCUUGAAUUAGGCCAGGAACUGGUUGCAAGAAGGCUGGACUUAGUUUACGGUGGAGGCAGCGUCGGCUUAAUGGGAUUAGUAUCUCAGGAGGUCCAUCGUGGUGGGAGACAUGUCUUGGGAGUUAUCCCAAAGACCCUGAUGUGCAAAGAGAUAACCGGUGAAACGGUGGGGGAGGUACGACCUGUAGCAAACAUGCACCAAAGAAAAGCAGAAAUGGCCCGCCAAUCUGACUGUUUCAUUGCCCUACCAGGUGGAUAUGGAACACUGGAGGAGCUAUUGGAAGUCAUCACAUGGGCCCAGCUAGGGAUUCAUGACAAGCCUGUGGGACUGCUAAAUGUGGAGGGCUACUACAACAACCUACUAACCUUCAUAGACAAGGCUGUUGAAGAUGGUUUCAUCAAACCUUCGCAGCGCCACAUUAUUGUCUCUGCCCCAAACGCUAAGGAGCUUGUUCAAAAACUCGAGGAGUACGUGCCCGUACAUGAUGAAGUGGUGGCCAAGGCACGGUGGGAGGUUGAACAGGUGGAGCUCAACGCAUCUUUGCAGUCUGAAUUGGCUCGUUAGCUAGCUGUGGCUACAAAAGACAAAAAUUACUUGUCUGGCAUUUUUUAGCUUCGAUCUCUUUCUUUCAUGGGUUUCUUUUUUUGUGUUUUUUUUUUUGCCCCCUGAAAAUAUCUGUAACUAAGCUACUAGGGCUCAAUCUACGUUUGCUCCUCCUGAAAAUUGUAUUUAUUGCUUAGGGGCUACAACAAGGAAGAAUUGGUACAAAGAAGAGGAGAAACCUAGGUUGUGAUUUAGGUUGUUUGCUGUUUCUUUGCGGAAAGAAAGAGGAAAAAAAAGAAAAGAAAAGAAAUCUCAUCUUCUUUCCUA
Molecule: messenger RNA, 1053 nt
Organism: Coffea eugenioides
Lineage: Eukaryota; Viridiplantae; Streptophyta; Magnoliopsida; Gentianales; Rubiaceae
Product: probable cytokinin riboside 5'-monophosphate phosphoribohydrolase LOGL10
Exons: 7
Coding region: 79-747 (222 amino acids)
Biological process (GO): cytokinin biosynthetic process
Cellular component (GO): nucleus; cytosol
Molecular function (GO): hydrolase activity, hydrolyzing N-glycosyl compounds
Source: RefSeq, a predicted model, not a curated record